CUUCCUCUCGCGGCACAGUGAUGCGGGCGGGCGGUGGGGAAAGUGGAAGACGCUACUCGCAGCGAACCGCCGCCGCCGCUUCCGAGGCCUCACCAAAAUGGCCGCCGCCGUCUCGGCCGCCACCACCAACACCACCGCCACCAACAGCUCACUAUCGCUACCGCCGGCGCGGCCCGUCCUCUCGCGAGAAACAACAGCGCUUGCCCGCGACGGAGCGUUUUUAUUCACUACGGAACCUGCUGCUGGAGCUGCAUUGCGGCUGCCAACUCGGAGGACUAGUUAGCAGUGGAGCAUGGGCCUCUGGAUUCAUAUGGCAGUCCACUUAUGUAGACCUGCUUCAUUUUACACAAGGGUUGUUGUUUAGUCUCUUAAGUUGUGACCGACUCGGUACUACCCCAUGGACUGCAGGACGCCCGGUUUCCUCGCCCUUCGCUAUUUCCCAGAAUUUGCUCAAACUCAUGUUCAUUGAGUCGGUGAUGGGAUCCAACCAUCUCAUCCUCUCUGUCUUCCCCCUUAUCCCCCUUCCCUCAAUCUUUCCCAGAAUGUAG
This is a messenger RNA of Odocoileus virginianus texanus, 548 nucleotides long. NCBI's taxonomy places the organism in Eukaryota, Metazoa, Chordata, Mammalia, Artiodactyla, Cervidae. The record is from RefSeq and is a predicted model, not a curated record.